Amoebophrya sp. A25 is the source of this 1237-nucleotide messenger RNA. The record is from the annotation of a GenBank genome assembly. NCBI's taxonomy places the organism in Eukaryota, Dinophyceae, Syndiniales, Amoebophryaceae.
AUGCGAAAAUUUUUGGAGGAAGACGCCAGCUCCUCUCUCCUUGCUGUGGUGAACCAAUGCAAGCAGGUAGAGCAAAGAGUGGUCGAUGAGACUAAUUAAGGCAGCUGCACACCUGAAAGCGUCACAACCAGAAAGUGAUAAUCUUCUAGAAAGGCAGACCAUGUAAAAAGAUUGUAAGUUUCUAGAAAGGCAGACCAUGUAAGUAGUUCUUGGCGCAAAUACAGAUCAAGAUCAUCACCUCCUUCGCUAUAUCGCUUUUUGAACACCAGCUCUUGCUCUAAUCCUAUGCAGCCAUUUCGAAUGCAAAGGAAGCGCGUGCGCAAAUACAGGCAGACUCAAAUGCAGGUGGGCUCAUGGCGAGUGACAAUUCUUUCACAAAAGGCGGAAACAAAGGGAGGAAAUACCAGCUCCGUGAUGCGAUUAAUGUUAGGGCUAGUAAGUUGUCCAAGCUAAGAAUGUAUGACAUCUAUUUGCUGAUGAUGAUGACUUUUUUACUUCGUGAUUGAUUUCCUUUUGUCAGCCUUUCGUAGUUCUUAGGGUACCACUGGAACUAGGUGGAGCGUCAGCCCCCUCAACCUCCACUGCAGAUAGUGGAGAAAGAGAGUAUUCAACUCAUAUAGUGAGAGUAUGUAAGCUACGGCAAGCUCUUCACCUUCAUCUGCAGAGAGUAGUAGGUGUAGGCUAUAGUUUCAUCCACCUGGGAGCUAUUAAUUUACAAACAAACACAAGUGACACUUGUGUUUGUUUAUAAUUAAUACUAGUCGUUCUAUUCCUAAGUAGGUGACUAAAUGAAGAGAGCGCGAUGUCACGAUCAUGAGCGAUCAUGCUUUUCUAGUAAGUAGAAGUACAGUGAGACAAAAGUCCUCCUCAAAGUCUUCAAACUAGAAGUAGAAGCACCUCCUGCUCUAACAAACCCGAGUGUGCAAAUAAAGCCAAAGAAGUCAAGACAAAAGCUGAAGAGAAAAAAACACAGCUCGCAGCUCUUGGGACAAGACUAGACGACUUGGCCCACAGUAAACAAGCGCUGGAAGUAGACAAAAACUUAUUAGACGAGAACUUCUAACGAAACAAUUUGAUUACUCAACUGGCUAGUAAUCGAGUUUGCUAUUUUAAAUUCGAUUCUCUAGUGCGAUUUCUUUAUCGAGAAAAAACGACCUCGUCUCCUCAUAGCACCUUAUUUGAGACUGUGUCUCUACUGUCUUCUCCUUCUGUGAUUAUGCAUAUUAUCAUGUUGUAC